GGAGGCCAGUCGGGACACAGAAGUCAGUGCCCUGGCUCAGGAAGCUUCCUGCCGGGCCCCUGGUCGCAGCCAGCAGCUGGGGCGCAGGGCGGGUCGGGUCGCUGCGCGCCAGUGAGCCAAGGCGAGCACUAUUCCUGUCACUGUGAGCUACCGGCAUGUUAUGUGCAGCGCGCCCAAUCACGCUUCCAACCUUCUACGCUGACUGACCCGCGCUCCCCCCAAUGCCACAGGCUUUGAUUUGAUCCUCCUCUCAGAACAAGCUCACACCCAGCCCCCUAGCCAGUUGUCUUCGGACUGCGCGGGUGUCCACAGAACAGGUCCUUCUGCUCCAUGGCCGGGAAUUCAGAACCACCAUCCUGCACUCCGGGAGCACCCACAAUAGGGCCACAUCUACUCAUCUGUCCUGUUGGAGAUCCAGCACCCUCGCUGGUGCACUGUCAGAUUGACCUCUUCGGGUGAUGGUGCAGGCCACCGCCCCCCGUGGCGUGCAAGUGUGGGCUUCCCAAAUUGUGGAUGGGAAGAGGCUUUGGGCAACGCGCUGUCAUGCUUAGCAGCAGCUGAAGCCAAGCCUGGUAAGACCGAGAAGACUCGGAAAUCCACACCUUCUGCUAUUAGAGACUUCUGGAAAUUGUCUCUAGAGCAUUUGUUGUCUGAGACAGGCACGGAACAACUGCCAGAUCUGGAUGAAGGAAUCCUAGGUUUUAAGCUGAGCAGGCAAACGUCGGCCUUUGCUGGGGGCUCUGCAGCUGGACAGCGGAGGUGGGAGUCGGUGCCACGGGAUGCCUCCAGCCCCGCCUAGCUGGCUCCAUUUCAGCUUCCCGCCUUGGGCAUCAUGAGUUACUUCCUGUCUUACUGCAAAGCUCAUGGCAGCUCUCUUCUCACAGGCUACCAGGCCCUACGUGCUGAGGGCUUCUUGUGUGACGUGACACUGGAGGCCGAGGGCAGUGAGUUUCCAGCACACAGGUCACUUCUGGCAUGCUCCAGCGACUACUUCAGGGCCCUGUUCAAGAGUCACACUCAGGAAUCACGGGCUCAUGUAAUUCACCUGCAUGUGCCUUCUGCUACUGGCCUGCAGCGCCUGCUGGACUUCAUCUACACCGCCUGGCUGCCCCUCUCCAUGGACACUGUGGAGGACACCCUGGAGGCCGCCAGCUACUUGCAAGUCACGGAGGCCUUGGGGCUGUGUAGCCACUACCUGGAACGUCAGCUUGCCCCAGAGAAUUGCUGCUUCACUGCCAAUGUGGCUGCUCGCUUUGGCCUGGCUCGCACCCUGGGUGCAGCGGAGCGCUGCAUUGUGCAUCACCUGCGGGAGCUGCUACUGAUGGGCGCUGGCCCUUCGGGGCUGUUGGAACUCAACCCUCUAUCAAUGGAGGUUGUGUUGAGUGCCGCCGACGUGGCACGGGUGGCUGAGACGCGGCUGCUGGGCCUGGCACUAGCCUGGCUGAGGCAGGAGCCCGCAACACAGCGCCUGGCUCACAGUUCAACACUGCUUGGAUGUAUCCGCUUUGGCUUGGUGCCCACAGGUGUACUGAGGCGCGUGUACUCAGGAUCCGGGCUUACUUUACCUACCAGGAUCAAGGACCUCAUCAUUCAGGCCCUCAAUUACCACACAACACCUUCCCGCCAGCCGCUCCUGCAGGGAGAACAGACUAGUGUUCGGAGUCCCCAGACCCGCAUCUUGCUGGUUGGUGGUCUCAGAGCUAGGGAGACUGUUACUGAGGAAAUUGUGGUCCUACCAGAGGUAGUUAGGAAUCGGAGCCCUGUACCUGAGCCGGAGGAAGAGGAGGAAGGAGAGAUGGAGGAGAAGGAGUGGGAGCUCACCCAGGACGUGGUGUCCUUCGACGUGUACAACCACAGCUGGCACAACCUGACCCGGCUGCCCGCACCACUGCUAGGCCACAGUGUAUGUACCAUGGGCAACUUCCUAUUCGUCCUCGGAGGGGAGAGCCUUUCUGGCAGUCCAUCUAGCUCCCUGGUGGACGGCCCAAGGUCGGUCACGGCCUUAGUGCACCGUUAUGACCCGCGCUUCCACACUUGGACAGAGGUGCCCGCCAUGCGAGAAGCGCGAGCCCACUUCUGGUGUGGAGUGGUAGGCGACAGUCUCCUGGCCGUUGGGGGCCUAGGCUCCUGUGGCGAGGCACUGGCCUCAGUGGAGAUGUACGACCUGCGCAGGGACCGCUGGGUGGCAGCUGGGGAGCUGCCUCGGGCACUGCACGGUCACGCGGGUGCCGUUGGGGACCACGGUGUUGUGUACAUCUCCGGGGGCAAGACAGGGAGAGGAGAAGGAGGCACAAGCAGCCUCCGGGAUAUGUACUCCCUCAGCCCUGGAGAGAGGGCAUGGAGUAAGAGGGCACCCAUGGGCACAGCUCGCUAUGGGCAUUACCUUGCGGUGCUGCGAGGUGCAGUGUUUGCCUUUUUAGGAAGAUAUGAGCCCUUCUCUGAGAUCGAACGCUACGACCCCAGCACAGACCAGUGGACUCGGUUGCGGUCACUACCUUACGACCGAUUCUGCUAUGGACUUGCUGUGGUAGAAGAGACAGUGCUGCUGCUGGGUGGUCUCAAGUGGCGGGAUUCACGCCAGGUGCCAACCUGUAAUGUAGUGGGCUAUGACCUUGACCUGGACCGUUGGGAGGACAUAGGCUGUGUGCUGCCCUGGGCGUGGAGUGGCCUUCGGUGCGCAGUGCUGCAGCUGGCAGAGGGUGGGGAGGAGAAAAGGGAGGGAGAGCCUGGGGAGGUACUAGAUUUAGUGUUGAGUUGAACAGGUGAGUCCAGUCUUCAGAGGAGCCAAGAGAAAGUUGUUCUUGACCUUGCCUGCAGAGCUAAGACCCACCCCCACCAAGAUUGGGACUCUGAUAGACCAAUUCUGAAGGGUAAGGAGGCAAACAUGACUUUGGCCAAAGAAUAACUAUUCCCCUUUAACCAAAUGGCAGUCAGGAACGGUCAAAUGCAGUGAUAUGAAACAGCUUUAGUUAAUUACAGACUUUUCAGAAAGAGACUCACCCUGUGCUAGAGGAGGAAUUUAGAAGUAAAAUAGGACCUUAUUUCCCUCCUAAAGUGUUUUCCAGGUGCCUGUAAUUACUUUCAUGACUUCCCUCUAAAAAAGUACGACUAGUUACACACAAAUCACAGAAAAUUGUUGGCUAUAACAGCUCUAAUAGUCCCACAUGACAGUAUUACCUGAUGAAAUUGUGAGUGAGUGUGUGUGUGUGCACACACGCGUGCAUGAGAGCCUUGCUUAAAUGGUGUGGAACAGUUGUACGGAGGAGAAUUAUUUUUAUAGUGCAGGGCCACGGUUAUAGAUCUGUUCUAACAGUUUCAUAUCGAAACGGAACUGAGAAGGAAAAAAAUCUUGGAAAAAGCAUUUCUGUGAGAAACUAUUCUUGGUUAAUUUUGAAUUUUUGCUUCUGUUCCUUACCCAUCUGCUUUCUCACUGGUUAGAGGCAGCUUUAUAGUUUAGACAUACUUCAGCAACCCCUAACCACAAAAUGCUACAUUUGUCAAAAGAAAAUGAGCUUAUUUUUAGUGGUUUGCUCCCUCCAUCGCCCAAAGGCUCACAGAAAAGGAACGAGUAGGUGAAGUCUACAUGGUUAGGUCAGGUCAGUGGGAAGGCAGCUUAGCUUGAGUUUUCAAGGUCUCACAGGAGACCUUGGUAAGCUCUGAACAGGUGUUACUUCUGGCUUGUACUAUCAGUGAGGUGGCAAAGUGAGAACUUGUAAGUGGGGUGGUGGUAGUGAGGGUGGCUGUGUGAUUAGAUCACAGAGAAAUGUGGUAAGCCCUCUGCAUGAAUAAAGUAGGGCUUUAUAAGGGUUCAGUAAGAGCUGGAUUUAUUUGACUUCAGUUUACAGUGCUGCCUCUCUCCUAGAUUUGAAACUAAUGCAAUAAAAUGUACAGAUAUAUAGUGUUAAAAGGUCUCUUUCAUGCUAGGCUAGUCACGAGUCUUGUAAAAUUCAUUAGUUUAAUUUUUACCAAUCAAGUAACAGCUGACUUUACAAAAGGAGAAGCUGCUUACUAGCAAGAGAGCUAGUUUCCCCGCCAACUGCUUGUUGUUCGCAGGCUGUCUGUCCACUGUAUACGUGACACAUCCAUCAUUUACAGAUAUUUUUAAGUGGAGAUACACAUUGGUCUAAUAAACAUCAAUAUGCCUAAACAACUGUAA
Peromyscus leucopus (white-footed mouse) is the source of this 4156-nucleotide messenger RNA. It is a transcript of the gene Klhl34, whose product is annotated as kelch like family member 34. The record is from RefSeq and is a predicted model, not a curated record. NCBI's taxonomy places the organism in Eukaryota, Metazoa, Chordata, Mammalia, Rodentia, Cricetidae. Gene Ontology annotation, molecular function: protein binding. The transcript has a single exon. The coding region runs from base 833 to 2758 and encodes 641 amino acids.